UGUGACAGGGCGGAAGCGUUGUGAGGCGUGGUUGCUAGGGUUCGCUGAGACCGGCAGGUGAGAGAGAGCGAGAGGCAGCCGGGGGCCGCAGGAGACACACAUGGUCCGGUGAGAGUCGCAGCCCGGCCAUGGAGAAGCGGAGGAUGGAGUGUCCGGCACUGCCACCGGGCUGGAAGAAGGAGGAAGUCAUCAGAAAGUCCGGGCUGAGCGCUGGCAAGAGCGAUGUCUACUACUACAGUCCAACCGGUAAGAAGUUCAGAAGCAAGCCUCAGUUGGCAAGGUACCUGGGGAACACUGUUGAUCUCAGCAGUUUUGACUUCAGAUCUGGAAAGAUGAUGCCAAGUAAAUUGCAGAAGAACAAACAGAGAUUAAGAAAUGACACACUCAAUCAAAAUAAGAAUAAACCAGACUUGAAUACAACAUUGCCAAUCCGACAAACCGCUUCGAUCUUCAAGCAACCAGUUACCAAAAUUACCAACCAUCCCUGUAACAAGGUGAAACUGGAUCCCCAGCGAGUGAUUGAACAGCCACGUCAGCUUUUCUGGGAGAAGAGGCUAGAGGGACUAAGUGCAUCAGAUGUUACUGAACAAAUCAUACGACCAAUGGAGCUUCCUAAAGGCCUCCAAGGGGUUGGUCCCGGGAAUAACGAGGACACCCUUCUGUCUGCUAUUGCAAGUGCACUGCACACAAGCUCUGCUCCAAUAACAGGCCAGCUGUCAGCAGCUGUAGAAAAGAAUCCAGCGGUCUGGUUAAACACAUCACAACCACUUUGUAAAGCUUUUAUUGUCACAGAUGAGGAUAUUCGGAAACAAGAGGAGCGGGUUCAUCAUGUUCGAAAGAAACUUGAAGAAGCUCUGAUGGCAGACCUCUUGGCACGUGCUGCUGAGACAUCAAGCGGUACACAUGUGGCUAUGGACAGCGAUGGUGAAUAAACACCUGUCUAGGUACCUCAGCACUUGAAUGUCACAUCUCUCAGAAAUACAUUGUUUUCUCUGGUUCUACAGAAAAUGCACAUUUUAUAGGGUUUAUUUUUUUUAAU
Molecule: messenger RNA, 1039 nt
Organism: Pelobates fuscus (common spadefoot toad)
Lineage: Eukaryota; Metazoa; Chordata; Amphibia; Anura; Pelobatidae
Gene: MBD2
Product: methyl-CpG binding domain protein 2
Exons: 7
Coding region: 129-932 (267 amino acids)
Biological process (GO): DNA methylation-dependent constitutive heterochromatin formation; negative regulation of transcription by RNA polymerase II
Cellular component (GO): nucleus
Molecular function (GO): methyl-CpG binding
Source: RefSeq, a predicted model, not a curated record